AUGACGAAAUCUAGUGAUGAGAAGAAAGCAUCGAGUCAGUUGAAUGAAACUGAGCAAAAUUUCCUGCGUGCAGCUCGCGCUGGUGACUUGACAAAAGUUGUGGAACUUUUGAAUGCCGGCGUACAUAUCAAUUUGUCCAAUGCUAUUGGACUUACUGCACUUCAUUUAGCCUCUAAAGAGGGUUAUGUUCGCGUUGUGGAUGAGUUGCUACGACGUGGAGCAGAUUUCGAUGCCCCUACAAAGAAAGGGAAUACUGCACUUCACAUUGCCAGUCUAGCCGGUCAUUUCGAAGUCGUCAAAUUACUUUUGGAUGCUGGUGCUAACUUGAAUCGUCAAUCAGUUAUUGGAUUUACUCCAUUAUAUAUGGCAGCUCAAGAAAACCAUCUUGAUGUUGUUGAUCUUCUGCUCCAACGGGGUGCAAAUCAAGCGCUGACUACUGAGGACGGUUUCACUCCUCUAGCAGUAGCUUUACAACAAGGUCAUGAUCGUGUUGUAGCACAUCUCCUUGAAAGAGAUUCACGCAGUCGUGGUGGUAUGCCUGCUCUGCAUAUUGCAGCCCGAAAAGAUGAUGCAAAUGCAGUCAGUCUCCUAUUGAGUAAUGCAGACGUCAAUGUCAAUCAUCAGUCUCAACCUGGAUUCACUCCUCUGCAUAUCGCUGCACAUUAUGGUAAUGUGACUGUGGCACGCUUAUUGAUUGAACGUGGAGCAGAUGUGAAUUUCCAAGCUAAGAAUAAUAUCACACCACUACAUGUAGCUUCAAAAUGGGGUCGUGAUGGAAUGGUUCAGUUAUUGUUGAACGCAAAUGCUCUGGUUGACUGUCGUACACGCGAUGGUCUAACACCUCUGCAUUGUGCUGCAAGGUCGGGUCAUGCAGAGUUGGCUUCAAUAUUAAUGGGUGCAGGUGCAAAUCCUUCAGCUAAAACAAGGAAUGGAUUAACACCUUUGCAUAUGGCUGCUCAAGGCAACAAUGAAGAAGUGGCGCGUGUACUCAUCCUCCGUGGAGCGAGCGUAGCCGACAGGACUGGAGAUUCGUUGACUCCGCUUCAUGUAGCUGCUCAUUGCGGAAAUGCAGAAGUUGCUCGUGUUCUACUAAGCAAUGGAUGUGAUGUGAAUGCAAGAGCUUUAAAUGGUUUCACUCCGCUGCAUAUUGCUUGUAAAAAACAGAAAAUCCGAGUAAUAGAACUGCUUCUUCAAUAUAAUGCACAAAUCAGUGUGACAACAGAAUCUGGUUUGUCGGCGUUACAUGUGGCAGCAUUUAUCGGUGGUCCAGAAAUUGUUCAAUUAUUAAUAGAAAAGGGUGCAAAUGUUAAUCAGGCCACAAUGCGAUGUGAAACAGCCUUACACUUGGCUGUUCGUAAUCGACAAGUUGAUGUUGCUAGAACACUAAUUUAUCAUGGAGCGUCUGUAAAUGCAAAGGCUAGAUUACAGUCCUCAAAACUUACACAGAAGAUUAAAACAUGCCUUUCUACUGUAUUCGUUGGUGACUAUAUAUAA
This is a messenger RNA of Heterobilharzia americana, 1494 nucleotides long. The record is from the annotation of a GenBank genome assembly. Lineage: Eukaryota; Metazoa; Platyhelminthes; Trematoda; Strigeidida; Schistosomatidae.